AUACGCGGGUCCGCUCGCAGUUGUGCUCGUUUCGUUUCCCAACCUGUCCGCAGGAGUCCCACGGGCGCUGGUGUCGGCGCGGACCGGUCCCAGCCCUAUCCGGGCAUUGUUGCAUCGACGCCCGGCUAAGAGAGUACUUGUUGCUUUGCGCGCAACCCUCGUGUGUCAUUUUGUGCGCCCGUGUUGUUGGUUAAAAAAAAGAAAGAAAGAAAAGGAAGGAAAGGAAAGGAAAGGAAAGGAAAGGAAAAGGCUGAAUCAUGAGCAGUGUUACCUUUGAAAUCAGCCCGUUGAAAAUCGAUCGUGGAUGAUCUCGAGGAAUUGUUGGACGGUGAAGGAGAAGUCGCGAGACGCCGUGGUUCGAGGAAAGAGCGGGUCGCGCCUGUGCUGGUGGUGAGGAAGAAGGAGGAUGAAGCAGGAGCAAAGGCCGAGGAGGCAGGCCCUCUUCCAGAUCGCCAAGGUGUUAUGGCACCUCGAUAUCUUCCGGCGGAGUUUCAGGGAGCUUUCCGGACACGCUUGCAUGCGGGAAUCCUGCAUCUUCUGCGCCCUCAAGGACCUUUUCUCCCAGCUGCAGUUUUCGCAAGAGAGCGCGUUGCCUCCUGACACGCUGCGCCGUGCUCUCGCCGAGAGUUUUCUCGAUCAGCAAAGAUUCCAGCUUGGAUUCAUGGACGACGCGGCGGAAUGUUUCGAAAACAUUCUUCUGCGUAUACACCUUCACAUCGCCAGCGGGGAGGCGGAAGACAUGUGCAGCGCCAGACACUGCGUGCCCCAUCAAAAGUUCGCCAUGACAUUGGUCGAGCAAAGCGUUUGCGGAGCUUGCGGUGCCACCUCAGAGCCUCUGCCUUUUACACAGAUGGUUCACUACGUAUCAGCAUCAGCACUGACGUCGCAGGCUCGACAAACACCACCGAAUUCUCGAAACAGUCCCGAUCUUUUCGGUCAGCUCCUUCGAAAAGCCGGAGGCAUGGGCGACAUCAGAGAUUGUCCAAGCUCUUGCGGCGCGAAAAUACAAAUAUGUCGGACCCUGAUGAACCGACCGGAAAUCGUAUCCGUCGGAGUCGUAUGGGAUAGCGAACGGCCUUCGUUGGAGCAUAUCAUGGACGUUUUCGCUACCGUGGGAACGUCCCUCAGAUUGAGCGAUGUUUUCCACAGCGUGGUGGACUCUAGAUGGGGUGCCUCGACCGUGCAUAAUCUCGUUGGAGUCGUUACGUAUUACGGGAAACACUACUCCACCUUCUUCUUCCACACUAAACUCAAGGUAUGGAUCUACUUUGACGAUGCGACCGUGAAGGAGAUUGGUCCACGUUGGGAGCAAGUGGUGGAGAAAUGCAGGAGGGGCAGAUAUCAGCCGCUGCUUCUACUGUAUGCAACCCCCGGCGGGACUCCAGUGAACACGGAAAACGCCCCGAAAACCGUGACUCCUUUCCCGAACGGAAAUGGACUGAAGACACCCCCGAAGAAUAAUGUUCGACGAUCGAUCACCCCCAGCCCGGAAAAACCAUCGAUCAACAGCACAGCCAGACGUGCCAUCACGCCCAAUCCCGACAGCCCCCCUCACCCUUAUACGCAGCGUAGGAUUUACAGCGAUUAUCAGAAUCUGACCGAUAUACAGAAUAAUAUAUUUGGGAAUCAAGGUGUUGAUACCGUGGACGGGGAAGUGGAGUCGAAAUAUAUCAGUCGACGCGCGGUCGAGAACGUGAUGCAGCAGCAGAAGAAGCAACAAAUGCAGCUGACACGAAGCCUGAGCGCGGGCUCGACACCGCAGGACGCCAUCAGUAUUCCGGAUCACUUGAACGUGCCGCGAAGGCGGGAUUCCGGGAACUGGUCGGGCGAUCGAAACAGCGCCUCUUCGAGUUCCUCCACGACGAUGGACAAUCCGUAUCUGUACAUCGUCAAUAAAAUGCAGAGGAACUCGGGCGUGCCGAAGAGCCCGACCAGCAAAUCUGGAGAACUCUCGAGCAGCAGCAGCGGCCAUUACGACGCCGGAUACGAUUCGUAUUCCUUGUCUUCCACGGACAGCCUUCCGCUUCAACAGGGUCUAAAGCAUAAUCUGCAGCUUGCCCAGAUCCCGGAAGGCUACCAAGCUUCCUCAGGCGACGACUGCGAACGUCUCUGCAAGGAAACCGACGCGCUCUUGGACAAAUCCCGAGCGGCCGAGGAUGCAGGGGAUCUCAGCACCGCUGUUGCUCUGUGCAGCGCAGCCAGCAGCAAAGCUAGAGCUGCCAUGGACGCGCCGUACAACAACCCUCACACGAUCACCAUAGCGAGGAUGAAGCACAAUACUUGCGUGAUGAGGACGAGGAGUUUGCACAGAAGGAUGUUGCAGGAGCAAGCAACGGCCAAUGGAGAAAAGGAAGAAGGCGCGCUAGAAGGCAGGCAUUCUCGAGAGAACAGUAAAUCAGGCCAACACUCUCGACAAAGUUCCAGAGACAAAGGGAAUCAUUCCAGGCAAAACAGUCGAGAACUUCUGGUGAACGCUCCAGCCGCGGCUAGCGACAAGCCUACCACGAAGAGCAUAGAGAUUUAUGCCACGUUGCCAAAAAAGAAGACUCUGCGCAGCAAGGCGACGGCUGUGAACGUGAUCGAGGAUGAAGAGUACAUGUUGUACGAUCGGCCGAUGCAGAGGACGGGUCUGUUCAGCCGUACGAAGCGUUGCGACGACGACAAAAAGGACAAGAAACGGGCACGCAGCGAGGAGAGGAACAAGAACGUCUCGAAAGACUUCUCCAUCGCGCCCACCCGAUCUUCUCCCUCGCCCAAGGGAGCAAAAGUGGACAAGUCGAAGGAGAACGUUGACACUAACGUUGCCAACAACGCGAGAAAUUCUCAGUCUGGUAGCACGGGCGGGGAGCAGCAGAAGCAGGGCAAGAAGCAGCACAAGAUUCGCAGGAAACUGUUAAUGGGUGGGCUGAUCAAGAGGAAGAACAGAAGCAUGCCGGAUCUGCGCGAAGGGCAGGAUGGACAAACGAAUGCUAGCGCGGAGGGAGCCUCCAACACCUUGCCAAAGCAGUCGGUGGACGAUUCCAGUGUGGGUUUGAAGGGGAACGAGGUGUGCCAAUCUUUGAGCGGUUACCUGUCAGAGGGGCAUCUCGAGUUCACCGGAAAUAGCAACGGGAGCCCGAGCAGUACGAGCAAUCCGAAUCUGGAGAGAAGUCGUCUGAUGAGGAAGAGCUUCCACGGAAGUGCUGGCAAAGUGUUACACGUGGCGAAGGUUCCACCGCCUCCUCCGCUCAGGACCACUUCUCAGCUUAGCAAGUCUAAGUGUUCGGGCGAAGUGCACAACGAGCAGCAAUCCGAGAAAUCGGUCUACCCGGCGUCAGAGGGUCAGUGUAAUCCGUCGAAUCCGUCCCAAGAGCAGAACGGAGCGUAUUGGAAUCACGUGANCGCGACCAAUUCGGCUGGCGGAGCGAAUAGAACGUCCAACUAUACCGACUACUCGUCCGAGUCUCAUUCCCUUCCGUUUUUGCCCUCCUACGCUAUGGAGCAGAACGCUGCGAAUGUAUCUCCUUCGUGUCCAUCGGGCUACAACAGCAAACCGAGAAUUCAAGAUGACGUGGUGCAGUACGCCAAUGGUAUCCUGUACGAGCCGACGUUCGUGGUCACCAGAGCGGAUGUGCACAACGAGCAGAGUCCUGUGAAACAGCAGAGUCAGUUGGACUCGUUGCCUCCCUAUCCCGAGAGCGGGAACGUUUCUCAUUCGAGGCAACCCAGCGAAGAUUUUCCUCCCCCACCGUAUCCCUCUAUUCACUCUGUGUCCCAUUCGAGGCAAGCGAGCGAGGACUUUCCACCUCCCCCGCCACCGAUCGACGAGAGCUCUACGAAUCACGUCCAGGAGAGUCAGCAACAGUACCAGCAUCAGUAUCAACAGCAGCAGCAGCAACAACAACAGUAUCAGCAGCAGUAUCAGCAGCAGCAAUUGCAACAGACAGCCGUGUCAACGCAGCAACAACGUCAACAGGAAUUGGACAAUCAGCAUAUUAUCAGUCUGUUGUCUCAAUUGCAGCUGAAGAGGGAUCAGAUUAUGACCUGCGACCCUUCCAGGGAGGAGAAGAGGCUCGAGGAUCAGGAGGAAGAGGAAAAAUCGUCCGGUGUGACCUGGCUGCGCGAGUUGCAAGCUAAACAGGCGGAGAGGAGGAUGAAGAAACAAGGUCCAUUCGAACAGGAUACAUCGAAGAGUAGAUCGUCCGCUCCUAGCAUACAAGGACCGACGAUCGCUCGAAGAACGAGCGAUCUGAUGAUGAACAGUCUUGGACAAAAUUAUGAUCAGACUAGUCGCGACGUACCUGAUUGUCCAAGAGUUGUUUCCUCCGUGAAAGACAUGGCGGCUAGAUUCGAGCAGAUUAAGCUGCAGCCGGCGAAAACAGAACCCGAACAGAAGAUCUCGACGAAGCAAAAUUGCGUUUCUCCUUCGUUGAUGGAGGGUUCUCAGGAUGUACAGCACGAGGAGGAAUCGAGGCCGAUGAAACUUUCUACGGAAAAUCUGGCGAACUUUACCAAAACUGAAUCGAACCAGUCGAUCAUGAAUUCGAGUUUCGAAUCGAGCUCGAGUCAGAACAGUUUUAUCUCGACCACAGCUCCGAGUAAUAUCAUGCAAACGCAGCAAAGUGGAUUAAACCAGGCCAUCAUGUCGAUGUCUUUGACAUUGCCACACGAGAAUGGUUUGCCUAUUGACUAUCCCGAGGAUGACAUCAGCGAGGUUGCCAUGCAGAAUACUAUUCAGAACACGACGAUUCUUCCAAGCGAAGACGAUAUCGCGCCCAGGAAGGUGAAACGACGAAUAGGGAAGAAAAAGAGCGUGUCGUUCUGCGAUCAAGUCGUCCUCGUGGCUACUGCAGAGGACGACGAGAAAGACUCUUACAUACCCAAUCCCAUCCUCGAAAGAGUUCUACGUUCGGCGAUGAACAAACCGGAAACUGCCCAAGUUCUUCGAGAGAUAAGAAGUCUUCAAGAAGCAGAGAUGAAUCGAGAGAAUUGCGCCCCUACCAAAUUUCAACAGCAAACUCUACCGUUAAAAAGUGAAGCUGACAGUGUUCCCGCGACCCCUUAUCAGGAUCAGUUAAGAAGUGUGAACCCAAUACCUAUCCCAGAAACUAUUAAACCUCCUUUGGGAAGGCAAAAUUCGAACGAAUCUGUUGGAUCGUUGUCGGACAAGAAAUUGUGUGGUUCCUAUGGCAACGAAGGACAAGAUGUUGUGAGAGAUAGUUACACAGGGCUUCCAAAUGUUUCCAAACCACCCACAUCCUACUCCCCUCAGCUUCAACAACAGAUAAGAUACUCUCAAAAUGGAUACAUGCCAUAUUUGCAAUCCCAGUCAACGUAUCCUCAAGCACAGAUGUCUCAUACCAGAAAUCAGGGCAUUCCUCUGUCCCAAACCCAAAAACCAGCCAGCCCUUACCCCACACAAAUUCAAUAUACUCAGAACAACGUGCAGCAACAAAAAUCAAUAUGCCAAAAAAGUACCUAUCAGACUUACUACCAACUCGAGCAACAGCACAAUCAGAUGAACAAACAAAUGUCCCAACAACAACAACAGCCAAACGUGAACCAGAGAAUCAUGAACCACAAUGCUAGCCCUAUAACCGUUCAACACUCGCAACAACAAUUCGCAUACCCGCCAACUCAAUCCCCGAACCCAUAUCAGAACCAAUACAGCCACAGUUCCUAUCAAGGUUACUCCUACCAAUCGGUUCCUCAGCACAAUAGAAUAAACCAACCACUUCCGCAGUAUCAACCUCCACCCAAUCCACCAACAUCUUAUCAACAACAACAACAACAGAAUAUGCAAAAUUAUCAACAAAGACACGAUAAUUAUCAGAGAUCACCGCAGAAGAUCGAUCAGCAGAACAUAUUGGCGCCCAAUCAGACGUAUCCAAACGCGUUGCAGAACGGUCAAAUCCAGUCGAACAUGAAAUAUCCAACUUAUCAGCACCCUCCGGUUUCGAAGCAGAGCAAACAAAUGCACUUCGUCCCUACGUCGAAGGGGAGCUCGACGGUGACCCAAUCCUCCACGUCUUCUUUGCAGAAACCACCCACGGUCGGAGGCGUUGCCAGGACGGCGCCUUGCCAUCUCUGCCGGAAGAAGCAGGUGACCGAACCCGCCAUUUAUUGUUCGGACUGCGACUUUUACAUGUCCCGUUUCCGGCCAAAAAAUUGAUGUUCUCGUCAUGAACUGUUAUUAUAUAAUAACGAAAUAGAGAAUCGAUGAAUCGAUUAGAUAGGUAGAAGAUGAUUUUUGUAGGACGUGUAUAGAUGAAGUAUAAAUAUAGGAUAGUAGUGUCUAUGCUAAGCUUCUUUCUUUUUUUCUUUCUUUCUUUUUUUUUUGUAUGUUGAACAACGAUGUAUAGAAAAAAACGAGCAAUAAUUACACGUAGAAAAAAUAUUUCUUUAAAUAUUCGAAUUUGUUAAGUUUCGUUUUUUUCUCUUUUUUUGCUUGUUUCGAAGUGUGUGUUAAAUCGUUAUUUAAGCAUACAAAAUUUUAGAAAGAGUGAUAAAACACUCUGUACGCUUUUGUACAAAGUUAAGUUAGUAGUAGUAUCGAAGACCUUCAUCGUGCAGCUAUUGAAUAGAUUUACUCGUUGUACCAUUGAUCUUGUGUACUUACUUAGAAGAUGUUUGUAAUUUAUAGAUGGAUUAUGUAGAAAGAACUUUAGUCUCGUGUAUUUUAGUAUUUUACUAUAACGUACCGAAUAUUUUUUGUUUUUUUUUUUUUUUGUAUCCUUUGUAUCAUUUAUCACUUCUCAUGUUUUUUGUUGUAUAUAGAUCGUUUCAAAGUAAUGCUUAAGUUUUUUUUGUAUAAAAUCGAUGUAAAAAUCGAAUUUUUAAAAUUUUACAAGGAAGCGUUUCCGUUUCACGCAUACAAAUGUAUUAAACUCCGCAUCAAUUCUACUUCGUUCAAGAGACAAUUUUGUCAGAAUUGUGAUACUAGCCAUGCUACAAUAGAAUUUUAUCGUUUAAACGUAGAUGGAUCGCACAGUCGCAAAAUCGUGAGAAACAACGGAAGCGUGGAUAUGAUCUCUGUCUGAAGAAAAAAAAAAAUAAAUGUGAAGAUUUAUAUUUUAUGUUGAUAGGCGUUAAUGUUACGUAUAAUUAUUGUGUACUUAACGAUUGCGUUGUAUUGUACGAUUGUCUAUAUGUAUUAGAUCGAUGUACAAAUCCUCGUCCCCGAUUUUAUACGUUUUGUAUGAGUAUUUUGUUUUAAAAAUACUUGAUUUCCUUCCGUAUGAAAUUGAAUAAAGCGCUGUCGAAAUAUUUCAA
Molecule: messenger RNA, 7251 nt
Organism: Apis dorsata (giant honeybee)
Lineage: Eukaryota; Metazoa; Arthropoda; Insecta; Hymenoptera; Apidae
Gene: ec
Product: mediator of RNA polymerase II transcription subunit 12
Exons: 12
Coding region: 407-6151 (1914 amino acids)
Biological process (GO): protein deubiquitination
Molecular function (GO): cysteine-type deubiquitinase activity
Source: RefSeq, a predicted model, not a curated record